CCUAGGUGACUAUACCCAUUGGACGGAUUUUUGAAUGGAAUUGGACGAAUUGACCGAUUUGGUAUUCGUCCAAACUCCAAACAUGUUUCACCGAAUGUAAAUUCGAAGUUUAGUGACAGUUUUAGUGAAUAGUUGUGUUACCAUUUAUGCUAAUUACCCAUAGUUUAUACAUUUUUUUUUUCUUUUAGGUUGAUGAUCACAAAAUAAUAGUGGGUCUAGCCUGCAAGUCGGCCCAAAUUACUUAUCUGAUCUGUUUCGAAAUAGUUCCCGAAGGAAGGCCCAACUACUUUCUUGGGCUUUUAAAGGGGGUCUUAUUAUUUGAUUUACCAGGAGGCCUCCAAAUUAAAAAUGGGCCGAAAUGUCCAGCCCACUAAAUUGUCCAUAAGCCAAUCUAGACCAACACCAACAGCACGGACUUCAGACAGAUCUUCUAUUCAUCUUGUCUGCAUGCGUUCCGCUGCAGCCGCCCACAGUAUCUUAUCGUGAAUGCCAUCCGAUUCGUCCACGUGGGCACUAGGUUUUUUUAAUUUUUAAUUUUUAUAAAGGGCACUAGGGUUUUGGGUAUCUAGUAAUUCCUAAUCAGUAAUCCCCUUGAGACUCGUCCGCUCCACCUCCUCGAACUGCCCAACAGAAGAAGAAGACCUCCGUCCUCCGCCGUCUCCCUCGUCGAAACAUCCUCCUCCACCGUCCUUCAUCCAGGCAAGUGACCACCGACCUUCGUUGCAUACUCCUCCCUGUUCAAAUCCCCAAAUUUCUGGACUCCAAAGUGAACAAAACCCUCAGUCAAUGUAGGGGAACACUAUCAAGGAGCUACGGAAGGAUUGCGACGGUCUGCUUCUCUCGUCGUGCCCUUCACCCGCCGGUCAUAAAUCGCAGGUGGGGUUUCUUUCUUCUUCAGUUACUUUUUGACUUCAUUGAAUUUCGAUUCGUCCGAUUGGUUUCCUCUAUCUGGGUUUCUUCGUCGAUGGAUAGCUCUUCGUUGCUUUGAUUUGGUCUUAAUUUGCGCUCUAUGUGUGAUGAGGAAUCCUUUCCCGAAUUCUGCCUUCAGUUCUUGCACACGUUGGUAUUCUCAAGUUGGCUAACUUGGCUGAUUCCUUUUUGCAGUAUUCGUAAAUUCUGUGAAAUGGCGGCGGAGAGUGGGAAAAGCUUGAAAAGGAGGGAUCACCUCUUGGAGAUCGAGGCAAAGGCUAGAAGUUGGUGGAAUGAGGUAGACGUUUUCAGAGCUGAGCCAUGUGAAAAACCUCCCAAGCCCGGGGAGAAGUUCUUUGGCAAUUUUCCAUUUCCCUACAUGAAUGGUUAUUUGCACCUUGGCCAUGCUUUCUCUCUUUCGAAGCUGGAGUUUGCUGCCGCUUAUCAUAGAUUGAGGGGUGCCAAUGUGCUUCUUCCGUUUGCUUUCCACUGCACCGGCAUGCCCAUUAAGGCAUCUGCUGAUAAGCUUCGCCGUGAAAUUCAACAAUUCGGUAACCCUCCUGUGUUCCCUGGACCAGCCGCUGAGCCAGAAGAACCAAAAAAACCAGAGCAAGGGGAUGAAAAUGUAUCUGGCCAACCAGAUAAAUUCAAGGGCAAAAAGUCCAAGGCAGCAUCUAAAGCCGGUGGGCAAGUGUUCCAAUGGGAGAUCAUGCGUAGUUUUGGGCUAACUGAUGAAGAGAUUGCAAAGUUUCAGGAUCCAUAUGAGUGGUUAAGGUUCUUCCCGCCAUUGGCUAUGGAGGAUCUCAAGGCUUUUGGCUUGGGUUGUGAUUGGAGGCGCUCCUUCGUUACGACAGAUAUAAAUCCCUACUUCGACUCUUUUGUGCAGUGGCAGAUGAGGAAGCUCUAUGCUAUGGGUAAGAUUGUGAAGGACGUUAGAUACACAAUUUACUCUCCUUUAGAUGGCCAGCCUUGUGCAGAUCACGACAGGGCAUCUGGUGAGGGAGUUCUUCCCCAAGAGUAUACCCUCAUCAAGAUGGAAGUCUUAAGGCCUUUUCCUACGAAGUUGGGACCUUUGGAGGGGAAAAACGUUUUCCUAGCUGCUGCUACUCUGAGGCCAGAGACUAUGUAUGGGCAAACGAAUGCCUGGGUGUUGCCGGAUGGUGAAUAUGGAGCUUUUGAAAUUAAUGAAACUGAUGUGUUUGUCAUCACAGCUCGGGCGGCCCUUAACCUAGCAUAUCAGAACUUCUCUAGAAUCCCUCAGAAGCCUACUUGCUUGAUGGAGCUGACUGGUUAUGACCUGAUUGGCCUUCCUUUGAGGUCUCCUCUUUCGGGCAAUGAAGUCAUAUACGCUCUUCCAAUGUUGACCAUCCUAACAGACAAAGGCACCGGGAUCGUCACCAGUGUGCCUAGUGAUGCCCCUGAUGACUAUAUGGCUUUGCAUGAUCUCAAAGCAAAACUGGCUUUCAGGGCCAAAUAUGGGGUCGAGGAUGAGUGGAUAAUGCCCUUUGAAAUUCUGCCAAUAAUUAACAUUCCCGAGUUCGGGGAUAAGGCAGCUGAAAAGGUCUGCAUUGAUCUGAAAAUUAAGAGCCAGAACGAGAAGGAGAAGCUUGCUGAAGCUAAACGGCUCACGUACCUCAGAGGGUUUACUGAGGGAACAAUGCUUGUUGGAGAAUAUGCAGGGAUGAAAGUCCAAGAAGCAAAACCAUUGCUUCGAACCAAACUUAUUGAGACAGGCCAAGGAAUUUUGUAUAGUGAGCCUGAAAAGCGAGUCAUGUCAAGAUCGGGUGAUGAAUGCGUUGUGGCACUUACUGAUCAAUGGUACAUAACAUAUGGAGAAGCAGAAUGGAAGAAACUGGCCGAGGAAUGCCUGAGCAGUAUGAACCUCUAUUCUGAUGAGACACGCCAUGGGUUUGAGCACACUUUGAGCUGGCUGAAUCAGUGGGCGUGCUCACGAUCAUUUGGUCUUGGGACUCGCAUUCCGUGGGACAAGGAAUUUCUCGUUGAGUCCUUGUCUGACUCCACCAUUUACAUGGCUUACUAUACUGUUUCCCACUUCCUGCAUAACGAAGACAUGUAUGGUACAAACAAGCAUCCAAUUCAACCUUCGCAAAUGACUGAUGAAGUUUGGGAGUUCAUCCUCUGUGGUGGUCCAUACCCCAAAUCCUCUGGUAUACCAGCAGCAGUACUUGAUAAGAUGAAGAUGGAAUUUGACUACUGGUAUCCGUUUGACUUGCGAGUCUCAGGCAAGGACCUUAUCCAGAACCACUUGACCUUCUCCAUAUACAACCAUGUAGCAAUCAUGGAUAAGAAGCACUGGCCACGUGGAUUCAGGUGCAAUGGACAUAUUAUGCUCAACUCUGAGAAGAUGUCCAAGUCAACUGGCAAUUUCAGAACGUUGAAACAGGCGAUUGAGGAAUUCUCAGCUGAUGCAACGAGAUUCUCGCUGGCUGAUGCUGGAGAUGGUGUUGAUGAUGCUAAUUUCGUAUUUGAAACCGCCAAUUCGGCAAUCCUCCGCCUUACCAAGGAGAUUGCGUGGAUGGAAGAAGUUCUGGCUGAAUCAUCCUCUCUCAGGGCAGGCCCUCCAUCAACUUAUGCUGAUCGUGUGUUUGAGAAUGAGAUAAACAUUGCGGUCAAGAUGACGGAAGAGAGUUACAGUAAUUGCAUGUUCAGAGAGGCAUUGAAGACCGGAUUCUAUGAUCUGCAAACUGCAAGAGAUGAGUACAGAUUCUCUUGUGGCAGUGGAGGGAUGAACUAUGACCUGGUUUUCCGAUUUAUGGAUGUGCAGACUCGCCUCAUUACUCCAAUUUGUCCACACUAUGCUGAAUAUGUACGGAGGGAGCUUCUAAAGAAGGACGGGUUGGCAGUGAAAGCCGGUUGGCCCACUGCAGGUUCUCCUGAUCUGAAGUUGAAGGCAGCCAACAAGUACCUGCAGGACUCCAUUGUUCUGAUGAGGAAGUUGCUCCAGAAGCAACUUUCUGGUCCAAAGAAAGGAAACAAGAAAGAUGCAGCACCGGUUACAGCUGCCUCGACUGAGAACAAAUUAACAGGGUUAAUUUAUGUCAACGAAAAGUUUGAUGAGCGGAAAUCGGAAUGUUUGAGGAUACUCCAAAGCAAGUUUGAUGGCAAUACUCGAACUUUUGCACCCGAUGGCGAGAUAUUGCAGGCAUUGCAAGCAAGCCCACUUUUCCAGGGUUCGAACUUCAAGCAGUUCCAGAAGCAGUACAUGCCAUUUGUGAGGUUCAAGAAGGACGAAGCCGUUGCAAUAGGGGUUCAGGCAUUGGAUGUGAGGCUACCUUUUGGAGAGAUUGAAGUUCUGAAGGAGAACCUGGAGCUGAUCAAGAGACAGCUGGGUCUUGAAGUUGUUGAAAUUUUAUCAGCCUCAGAUCCUAACGACAAGGCUAGAGCUGGCUCCCUUGCCUCUCUCUUGGACCAGAAUGCGCCCUCUCCUGGAAGCCCCACGGCCAUCUUCUUGACCAGGUAGGUAGCAAACUACCAGAGAGCCGGACGUGGAACAAAGUGAUUGCUAGGGCAAUGCCGGAAAGAAAUACAGAGUAAAUGCGUGGGAAGAGCUGAUGAUAGUUUCGAUUUUGAUAUGUUUUUGAAUUUUUUGCUGCUGUUUUGUUCUGAACCUGUACUUUCUUCAACUGUUAACUCAUGUUAUGCCGUUUCCCCGACUUGUAGUGCAGUGAAAUUUCAUCUGUGUUCUGCUGCUGCUGGGCUUGUUUGAUGAUGAAAUUUCGUUGGUGCAUUUUUGUUCAGUCUUCUUUUCCCUCAAUGAUUAAGAGGUUUCAUGGAAAUGGAAUGUUAGCAUAUUACGUUUGAGCUAGCUUCGGUCCAACAUUAUAGUCCACUGCUUUGCUUAUUACUAUGUGAAAAAUUUGUACUUGCUGAGACAGUUGGAUCGGCCGAUUACCUUUGUCAAUUUUUC
Linum trigynum is the source of this 4837-nucleotide messenger RNA. The record is from the annotation of a GenBank genome assembly. Lineage: Eukaryota; Viridiplantae; Streptophyta; Magnoliopsida; Malpighiales; Linaceae.